Lindgomyces ingoldianus is the source of this 4617-nucleotide messenger RNA. RefSeq lists its product as uncharacterized. The record is from RefSeq and is a predicted model, not a curated record. The transcript is spliced from 14 exons. NCBI's taxonomy places the organism in Eukaryota, Fungi, Ascomycota, Dothideomycetes, Pleosporales, Lindgomycetaceae. The coding region runs from base 250 to 4617 and encodes 1455 amino acids.
CUAUCAUACGUUUCUCGUUGCUUUUGUCGCAGUGGCUGCUCCGCUUGCCCAUGCUCUCUGGAGUUAGCAUAGCCACUCCGAAGGCUACCCUCAUUCAGCCUUGACAGAUCUUGAACCAAUAACGGCUAAUAUUAACACACAACUCCCUCAGCCUCGUUGCCUUGCGCCUUUUCCCCACCGCUAUAAUAAUGCUGAGGCACAAACUGUUGCCUUGAACACGUUUGGGAUUGCGUUUCUGUCUUUCCCAUCAUGAAUCUCCCCCAGAUAAGAGCUUCGAUUAUCUCUCCCACUGCUGAGUCUCAUGUAGCGCUGGCAGGAUUCCACAUCGACUUUUCACUUAUAAAAGUGCAAGCACCGAGCGAAUAUCGUGAUAUUGGACGGCUCCUGUCACCACGACGCAAGACUGAGGCCGACGAGGGCCAGUCCCACCUCACAGCCGCCCAGCUUGGCUUGCUUUUUGAGGGCCUGGUCCCCAAAGUACCAGAUCUUAUUCGAGCUUACGGCUUGCGAUGUAGCGAAGUUGCCAAGUCUCCCACCUUCAACCCGAAAGGCACUGCCCAGCAUGGCCUCUUUGCAAACGAAGUCGGUGCAGACGGCACUGCAAUAUGGGCGGCCGCAACUUCGAGCCCCUCUGCAAUCGCUGUGCAUCUCCUUGCGUGCAUGCUCUCACGGAUGUGGGAUCCACCCGCAGCUAUCUCGAUUUGGAUGCAAUUGAUAGCUGAACGCAAGCAGGCUAUGGCAACAUCAGGAAAUCCAGUGGAGUAUGCUAUAUCGAGCAACAUCUGCUUAACGCGAGAACAAGUCGCAAGUUGGCACACGAGCGCUCACGCAUGGAGACUCACAGCUGACCAAGCGAAUGCACGUCGGCAUCAUCAAUUUCUUGUGAUCACUAAGAAUCUGGGAAUUCCUGUCAACAACAAGCUGCAUGUUAGCGACAGUGUACUGGAUGCUUGGAGGACAUCAAUGGUCACGGUCGAUAAACUGAUCGCAGGACAUCCUCAAAGCAUCCAAACUGGUGCACCCCUGGUUGGACUUGCCUCUUGGCACUUGUACCCAAAUAUGGUAGUCUUUGGGCAAGGUAAAGAGCCUAAGCCUACAGAGAUAUUUCAAAACGAUCUACUUGUACAACCUAGUGGUAUCAUCACACUCGGAAUCCAGGACACGAGGCGGUCAGGUGAUGGCAUCUACUGGUCUCUCCCAUUAGCCCAUCUUCGAUACUAUGGACAGCCAAUCCAGACUGAGGCACAGUUGUCUUUACAAACGGCGAGGGGUUCUAUCGAUGAUUUAGUCCAUGUGGCUCUCGGGAGCUUGAUUCGUCGAUGGUGCGCUAGCGAAGAUGACAUAGAGCUCGCACUGAAACUUCUUGUGCGCCUCGAUGGAUUCCUUGACAUCCCGGAACAUAUGGGAGGAGAGGGGACCUGGCUAUCCUUGAUGGCAUCUGAAGCAAAAUCCUUCCUCGAUGCUUCGCUCAACAUCAAAGCUGAAAUACUGCAACUUAUCAAAUGUGGCCGAAGAAGAUUCCCGACGUUCAUUGACGAUCCCAGGACAGAUGCUAUUUUCGGUCUAUCUCAUCCUAGUGUCUUCCUGAAAUUACUACCUGGAAACGCGGCGCGGGUGAACUUUUUACGGAAAGUCGCUGAGGAUUUCAGCGAUCGCCGCUUUUUAAUGAUUAUCCAGUGCAGGUCUGGGGAUUCUAACUCGAAAUGGGAGCUCUCCUCGGUGGAAAGGUUGCGCAGCAGAACGAAGAGAAUAUGGGAGGAUGAAUCUAGCUCGGUCGGGGCGGACGCCCCACGAAGGUACUUUCGAUGGUUGAGUAAGUUCCACGUAGAUUAUUCCCAUUUCGAACACCAGCCGGAUUCAGAUUCAAUUCGGCUUGAUGUUCCUAUUCCGUCAUUUUGGGCGCCGCACGGGUCUCAUUGGCAACAUGCUCCCCGAUCUUUUUAUGGGAAGAUACUCGAAGAAGAAUGUGCCGAUAUUGGUUGGCAGGAUGCUAAAGAUGCAAGUGUUCAGAGCCUUCUAGCUUUUGGAGACCCCGAUGUUGCGGCGUUGUACUGCAUUAACAUCAGAUACUGGACAUCCAUUUCGCCAAACGACCGACCACAAGUCGUAAGUCGAUCCCAGUAUCGACCUCUUCCGAACAUUUGCAUUCUUCGACAUAUACUGUGGGCGCUGGAAGAGAAGCUUCCUAGCAAGGCGGCACUGCCUUCUAGAGAGGCUCUCUAUGCACAUCUUUCGGAAGGGAGAUAUACGACAAAUGACCUCCUAGACGAAGAUGAGCGACCAGUGUUGACAGCUUUGAGAGGCCUAGUUACCGUUUCCAAACUCUACAAGGGUCUCACCAACGCAACCGUCGAUCUUAGGGUUGCCGAUCGUCCACUUUCUAAGCACCAGUGGAUCCCUCGAGGCUCACAGAGCCUACGUACUGAGCCUUUCGGAACUUACCCACUCACCCGCGAGCAAUCCCUUGCGUGUAUUGCUAGGUUUGAGUCCGGUAAUUUCAAUUUCCAUCCUUCAGCUAUGAACGGUGUUCUAGCAAUAUCAAGUGGAAAUUCGAUUUAUGUUGCAAGAUGCUUGCUCGAAGAUCCAUGUGCGCAUCGAGCUUCCAGAGCUAUUGAGCGUGUUGUCGGAAAUCUAGGCAAGACUGGGAUGGUCAUGUUGGUAUCCCCGGAAGUGCCGCAGGUGCGUCCGAUUUCCGACAAUGUUCGACUGGUCAACCAUCAUCCCUUCGAUGGGAACGAGGAGGACUGCUUCGGCUCUACUACUCUCCACCUUUCCUUCACAGAAUGGCAACUCCCAAUGGAUGUUGGGUCGAGAGGAAAUCGAGACGUCGAAGCCUACUACCUUGAAGCAGCUGUCGGAGUGUACGAUCGCGGCAAAUGGGUAGCGGACCUCAACAUCCUCGACGUUUUCAAGCACCGCUUCUCCCGGAUCAUGCCGAUGUGUACCAAGCGUCAUGAAAACCCGUUACCCCGAGAAGAACUCUGCAAGCUUGUAUCUAUCGAUAGCUGGGAAGAGCUACUUGACGGUCCACCGGAAGUCAGUGUCGUCCGCGCAAGAGGUAAUUGGCAGGCUAGACUUGCCGCUGCCGCACUGUCAAUUCAACAAGGCCAUGAGACGCGUAUAAUGACCCCGGACCAAACCUGCUGGACGUGUUGUUUGUCGCUGAAAAGCAUCCCACAAGUGGACAAGAGAGAAGCAAACGAAACUAGUGCCCAUGAUGAUGAUAUUAUAGAAGUCCCAGCAGAUGCAUUUGAUGAGGAGCCAUCUGACAGUGAAACAGAUGAAGUUGUUCAGGCGUCCUUCAGGCGGCAUGAGAACAGGAAUAAGGGUGCGGACGAUCGUAGCUCAGGAGACGGCCUCGAACUUCACUACCAAUACAACAGUGCCCCACUUUCAGAUUUUAGGGGCCUACGCAGUAUGGUACACAAAGGGACUGUAGUACUAGGAUACCAGAAAGCUGCGGGCAGCAUUAGCAACUAUAUUGAAGAAUCUCAAAGUUUACCCAUUGUACCUGAACACUACCUAUAUGCCCGACACGAAGUAUCACCUCAAACACUAAAGGUCGGUGAGAAGCCAUUUGAGAAUUGGUAUAGGAAUUUAUUCGAAAAUGCAGAGAAACAGGGUGAUGAGAACGUUCAACCUAGACUUAAUCCGCUACUACUGGGUACAAAGUGCCCGCACCUACGUCCCAACUCGGGUCGUCGAUACAGCCACGUUGACUCAGUAAAAUCUUACUCGGCUCAACCUCGGCUCAAUACGCUCACGAUUGCACCGCCUCAACUCACGCUUACUCACAGUCACCUCAAACUCAAUCAUGGUCGCUCACGCUCGAAUCUGGCUGCCUUAGGCUGCUUAUGCUGCCGCUCAGUCUCACACUCGCGGUCCCGGUUCUGGGCCCCUCGGUCCCAGUUUCGGGAUCCCCUUUAUAGAGCGGCUAGAGGCGAUCUACCGCCGGGUGGUUGGAUCAUAUGUAUAAGGGUGUCCUCUCCUCUCCCCUUCCCUCUAGAAUCUUUAGUUGAUGCGGUUUUUCAAUAUCAAACCGGUCUUCUUAUUCUCUGUAGCUAUCGCGCCGAUAGUUGUCUGUCCGAGCAAUCAGGUCCGCACGUAAUGCCGACGUUUAGCCGGCUGCCGAAGUCUAGCCGGGGUCCCUCCGUGUCUUCGGCCAAGGCGAUGCCUCGGCUAAUCCUCGGGUGGAGUAAGGUGCCGACGGCACACCUUACCGCUAAGGAGCGAGCGCGCGUAUCCAAAUUCUUCUUCUUCAUUAGCUUAGUUAUAUUUUUCAAUUCAAGCGCUUCGCUCGGGACAGAUAACUCUCGCAGACCUCUCGUUGCACGUCCCUGCUCCUGGCCGUUGAAACUGUCGUUGAAUAGUAGCUCUACUGAUAGAGCUGUAUUACGACCUUACCUCGACAGACCUCUCACUGCACGUCCCUGUCGAUACGGAAGCAAGCUGAUUGAGCUGUGCUUAAAACCCUUAUGGACAGACCUCUCGAUACCUAGCAGUCGGACGCAAUUCCCGCCCGGCGCGAAUAGGGUCGGAGGCAACGAUAAGACCGAUGACUUGAAUCCGGAGACAGCUAACCUGAAGACAAAUAGCCGGGGGACGGUCGUCCUCUAG